UUGCAACUGCUGAAGCUUUGAUUCAACAUGGAACAAGAGAUGAUGUAGGCUUAUUGUAUGUUGAUCUUGGAACUAAAUACAAAGAAUGUAUGCGUGAUAUGAAGGGCAGAGCACCUGGUCUUACAUGUAAAGUAGGGCUAAGUAGUCUACGCCCUCUUGAAAAGGGUGGUUUAAAUAUACCCUUCAACCCUAGGGGAGUAGGAUGUGGGGCCUCUAUGCGAGCAAUGUGUAUAGGACUGCGUUAUCCAAAAGAAGAAGAUAUUGGUCAACUGAUUGCCGUUGCCAUGGAAUCGGGGAGAAUGUCACACAAUCAUCCGACCGGUUACCUAGGUGAACAGUACUUAAGUGUAAGGGGCCAGUGGUCAUUAUGCUUCAAUGAUCGCCAUGAUGCUUUACUCUACUGUGCUGGAAGUGACUGGGUGAAACUAUGUGAACAUGGUGCAUUACAUGGUGGUGACUCUGAUAGCACGGGUGUAAUGGCUUGCUGCUGGUUUGGUGCACUCUAUGGAUUUCAAGGUGUACCAGUGUGCAAUUAUAAAGAUUUAGAGUAUAAACAACGACUCAUGGACUGCGCUGAUGGGUUGUAUGCCUUGAGUCAGAUCUAA
This is a messenger RNA of Owenia fusiformis, 605 nucleotides long. Lineage: Eukaryota; Metazoa; Annelida; Polychaeta; Sabellida; Oweniidae. The record is from the annotation of a GenBank genome assembly.